Messenger RNA from Geodia barretti, 732 nucleotides. Lineage: Eukaryota; Metazoa; Porifera; Demospongiae; Tetractinellida; Geodiidae. The record is from the annotation of a GenBank genome assembly.
CUGGGGCGUUUUCAGACCGAUGUGGAGGUCAGCCUCAAGGGCCGCGCCAACGUGGUCACCGACGCUGACCUGGCUUCGGAAAGGCUGAUACUCGAUUACGUAUCCGAGGAAUACCCCGAUUUUGGCAUACUGUCCGAGGAGUCCGAACCGGUCGCCGGAACGUCACCCUACACGUGGGUGGUGGACCCCAUCGACGGCACCCGCAAUUUCGCCGAGGGCAUCCCACAUUUCUGCAUCGUCGUUGCCAUCUCAGAUGGUGACCAGGUGGUCUGCGGCGUCACCUACGACCCCGUCCGUGACGAAAUGUUUGCCGCGCAGCGCGGGCGCGGGGCCACGCUCAACGGCGAGCCCAUGCAAGUAUCUGACCGCGAGGACAUCGACGAGGCCGUCCUGGGCUUUGAUUUGGGCUACGACUUUGGCCAGGCCAAGCACCUGCUUGAGCUUGCCGCGGACGUUUGGCCCCGGGUCCAGGGUUAUCGGCUGAUGGGCGCCGGCGCGCUUGGCCUCGCCUACGCCGCCUGCGGACGCAUCGACCUCUACUUCCACCAUAGCCUGUCCGCUUGGGACAUCGCGUCGGGGGUCCUGCUCGCCCGCGAAGCCGGCGGCGCCGUCCUCGACCGCGCCACGCUGGAGGACGCCACGCUCUUUUCGCCGGGUCUCAUCGUCUCAAACCCAUCGCUGGUGAAACAGUUCCUCGCCCUCACCGAGGGCUCAACGUGGCGCUCCAUGUGA